AUGAAAAAGCUUCAACACCUGAGCGCAAAUCGCCUCAACAACACAAAAAACGCGGAGAUCGAUGUGCUGUUUUUUAAUCGCGCCGCCAAGGUCGGAAGUGAAUCCAUGCUGGAGCUCUUUAUGGCGCUGGAAAAGUACAACGACGAGCUAGUACUGGAAAAACAUGGUCUCCACACCAAAUCCGUUCGACAAAUGGACAAAAAGCAAAGACGUGAGUCCGCCGAAUUCGUUGCCGAUCUGGAGGAGGGCACCAUGUACAUUGAGCACAUCAAUUGGCUUGACUUCGAUGAAUUCGACCUGCCCAAACCCAUUUACAUGAAUUUGGUGCGCGACCCGGUGGAGAGGGUCAUAAGUUGGUUCUUCUACGCUCGGAGUUCCUACAAGAAUGCCAUCGAGUACCGAAAGAGGCCCAAUCAAAAAAUAAAGCCCGAGUCCUGGUAUAAGAAGAACUUCAAUGAUUGUGUACGGAGUGGAGACCCCGAGUGCCAGUAUGUGCCCCACACGGUCAAGGACACGAUUGCCAAUUUCAAGAGGCAAUCCUUAUUUUACUGCGGUCAUCACGAUGAUUGCCUACCCUUUAACUCACCAACUGCCGUGCAAAUGGCGAAGGAGCACGUGGAAAGAGAUUAUGCUGUUGUGGGCAGCUGGGAGGACACGAAUAUAACCCUGACCGUUCUCGAGAACUAUAUUCCUCGCUUCUUUCGCGGUGCGAAGCUCAUGUAUGAAAUGCAUAAUAACAAGAUCACCAAUCGCAACAAGAAUAAACGCAAGCCGUUUAUAGAGCCCGAGGUCAAGGAUAUGAUUCGCAAGAACUUUACUAACGAGUACGAGUUUUACUACUUCUGCAAGCAGCGUUUGUACAAACAGUAUUUGGCACUCAAUCUGAAGGAGUUGGAGUUAGGUAGCCUAACACCUAGCCAACUGAACAAUACAGCCAAGGCCGAAAUGGAUCGCCUGUUUUUCACGAGAUGCGCGAAAGUGGGCAGCGAGUCGCUCGCGGAGUUUAUGGAGCAUCUGCAGGAUAUUAACAACUUCCAAGUGGAUAAGUAUGGAAUGAACAAGAAAUCGAAAAGGCAACUGAAACCACUGGCUCAGGCUGCGACUGCUGGUUAUAUCUAUAACUUGGACGACGGAUCCGUCUACAUAGAGCACAUCCCGUGGAUCGAUUUCAACGACUACAAUCUACCCAAGCCCAUCUUUAUCAACCUGGUUCGAGAUCCAGUGGAGCGCAUGAUAAGCUGGUACUACUACGUCAGGAACUCCUACAGGAAUGCCAUUUUCUACCGCCACAAUCCCCUGGCUCCUCUUAAGCCCACGGCCUGGUUCAAGAAGAGCUAUAACGACUGCGUGAGGAGUGGUGACCCCGAAUGCCAGUAUGUUCCACUGGCAGUUCGCGAUGUGGAGGGAAACUUCAAGAGACAGUCAAUAUUCUUCUGCGGUCACGAUCAGGACUGUUUACCCUUCAAUUCUCCCCUGGCUGUUCAGAUAGCUAAGCGUAGGGUCGAAACGGAAUACGCAGUGGUGGGAACUUGGGAAGAGACCAACAUAACUCUAACUGUUUUGGAGCACUAUAUACCGCGUUAUUUCGCUAGAGCUAAAAUGAUCUUUCACAUGUAUCAAAAGUCCCUACAGAAUCGCAAUCGCAACAACAGAAAGCCGCACGUGGAUGCAGAUGUCAGGGCCAUGGUCAGGCGGAAUUUCACCCAUGAAUACGACUUUUACUACUUCUGCAAACAGCGUCUUUAUAUGCAGUACAUAGCCCUUAAACGAACGGAAUUGGAACGGAUGAAUUUCCCCUAA
Molecule: messenger RNA, 1800 nt
Organism: Drosophila teissieri
Lineage: Eukaryota; Metazoa; Arthropoda; Insecta; Diptera; Drosophilidae
Exons: 7
Coding region: 1-1800 (599 amino acids)
Cellular component (GO): membrane
Molecular function (GO): sulfotransferase activity
Source: RefSeq, a predicted model, not a curated record